Molecule: messenger RNA, 1845 nt
Organism: Fusarium pseudograminearum CS3096
Lineage: Eukaryota; Fungi; Ascomycota; Sordariomycetes; Hypocreales; Nectriaceae
Exons: 2
Coding region: 1-1845 (614 amino acids)
Source: RefSeq, a predicted model, not a curated record
AUGUUCAAUACUGUGAGCGAUUUCAAGGAUUUAUCGAAGUCCAAUCCAGUUGUAUGCUUCAAGGGAGAGUGCUCUUGGGCCUCUCCAUUUUAUAUAAGAGUUUCCGUCAAACGGCAGGACUCUGCAUCUUCCAAUGUUGCAGAUACCAUAGACGCCCUCGGUCAGCACCCUGCAUCUCCAUCGCAACCACCCACGACUGAUGCACCAGCCACUAGUCCAGAUGAAUCACUCGACAAACUCAGAAUAUGGCUCAACAACUGCACCAAUGAUCACAAAUAUUGCUUACAGUCCAUCAAUCCUGUCUUCUUUCCAACACGAGUCAUCGAUACGCAAAACAUCGAAAAUGGGAUUAUUAGUUUACGAGAAAAAACCCAUAUAUGUACUGAGAAAAACUUCCCACCAUACUGGACGCUAUCUCACCGAUGGGGUGACCCAGCAAAGGUCCUUCAGUUGUGUAAGGGCAACACGAAAACAGGCACAGUCAGUAACGAAGAGCAUUUCCGAAAUGGCAUCGGUCUUGACGAAAUAUCACCGACAUUUAGAGACGCAGUUCAACUUGUCCAUAAAAUGGGAUAUCGGUAUAUCUGGAUAGAUUCGCUGUGUAUUUUUCAAGAUUCGCCAUCGGACUGGGAGGUAGAGGCCGCACUGAUGAAUGAUGUCUAUGGAAACUCGUUCUGCAACAUCUCUGCUAUCAGAUCCUCUUAUGACGCUUCACUCGGUCUCUUUGGACCUCGGAUAGUCGACCCAAGGACGUUCCAGCCAUUCUCAGUAGAUGCCGAAUUUCCAGUUGAUGGAAACCGACGUCGUGAAAAAUGCCGAAUCUCAUACAACAGUCUAUUUACCAACGAUGUUAACAACUCACCUCUAAGCAGUCGAGGCUGGGUUGUACAGGAGAGAUUCCUCGCUCGAAGAAUCAUUCACUUUACCCGGACUCAAUUGUAUUGGGAAUGCUUAGAGUUUACGAGAUGCGAAGAAGACCCAGAAAAUGAGCGCGGCUUAAUGGAGACGAACGACCAAACAAAAGAAUAUCGAGAGAUGAGAGAAUACAAAGCUACUCUCCGAAAGAUUAUCCGGGAAGUCGACUUCAAAGAAUUCGGUGCUAGCCGUGAAGGGGGUACUCCAUUCAGAAUUCCGUGGCCUACGCCCCGAGAGUGCUGGAGACUCAUGGUACAAACAUACAGUGGCUGUGAUCUCACCCAAAGGGGCGAUAUUCUCAUCGCUAUCCUUGGUGUGGCAAAGAGGUUCGAGGAGUUUUACCCCAAUGACAAGUACAUGGUCGGAUUGUGGAAAGAAGCGCUUCACACAGAUCUUACAUGGGAAUCCAACGCAUUUGAAGGCGCUCCCGUCAAACGCGAUACAAGCCUCGCACCAUCCUGGAGUUGGGCAUCCUUAAUUGGUGGCAGGAUCACAGUACAAGCAGCACGUCAAGUAUAUGGCGGAGAGGCGGCUUCGUCUAUCGAGUUCGUCGAGGCCAGGGCCGAUCCAGGACACAAUGACAAGAUAUUGGAGAUUGACAUCAAAGCGACGUUGUACUUCUUUCAAAGGCGAGAAAGCACCGAGGAAUAUGACUUUUUCGCUGUUGAGUCCAUGUCACGCCAUGCUUUCGGUGGGAACGUGGAUAUCAAAUUCGACACGGGAGAAAUUAUAAUGCAACAUAAGCAGAACGGCUACAAAGGGAUAUGUAUUUCUGCUCAUUCUGGAUACCAAGGACAGGGUAGGUUUCACGCUGUCUUUCUUAUCAUUGAACAUGUUUCGGGAUCUAUGUACAGACGCAUCGGCAAGCUUUCUAGAAGUGGCACUGGAUGGUCGACCGGGAAUGAUAAGGUUCUCAUUACAUUAGUUUGA